AUGAAAUUCCUCUCUAUCAAAAAUAUAUUUGAAUUUAAGGAUAAUCAUAUAGAUGGGGUCAGAAAUAACUUAUUAAAAAAUUCAGGUAAUCAAAAUUUAGAUUAUAAGAUCAACUUUAGGGGUUGGGACUGCCAGAUGUUUGUAUUGUAACUAAAUAGUAGCCAACUCACCUGAUGAAAUCUUCUUUUGAGACCUAAUCCUCAUUUCAUUUUGUUUAAGGGUUAUGUCCUUAAUCUUAAGCAGAUGUUUUUGCAUACCUUCAAACUAUUUUCUAAAAUUAGGAAAAAUAAGAGCAUUAAAGCUUGUUCUCUAAAAUUCAGAGCAUUUAAAAAGUAAAGAAGAUUAUCUAGAUAGUUAACAUACAUUUGUUAUGACAUUUUUAGCAGAACAUUUAUAGUGUGUGAAAUUCAAGUGUUUCCGGAAGGGCAACAUAAAUCAAAAUCAUUUGGUGUUUAAGAGAAUUAACAAUACAUAUUGCCAAGUAGGUAGCAUUGGCAAGGUGUUUAUAUAAGUAGUAUAUUAAGAGCAAUUGAUGAAGAAUUUAAGCUGGCAAGCGUUGGUAGAUUCUUUAAUAAUAUAAACUUAAAAAACAAUAAUAAGUUGUCUGAAGUGAUAUAAUUACUUUUAGAACUAAUAACAACAAAUAUUAGCCUUUUUUAGGACCUUGACAAAAUUAGUUCAAUUAAAGACUUUCCUGAUAUCAAAGAUGUUUUAUUUUAUUUAUGUUGGCCUUUAGAAAUAUUAGUAUAGUAUUUAGAAAAAUCUUAUUAAUUAUCAAUUUUAAUAAAAGAAUUAGAAAAUAUUGAAGAUAGUGUCAUAUUUUAUUUGAUUAAAAGUAUAUUGUUCUAUAAAUUGAAGUAAAUAAGAUAUUAAAUUUAGAAAUUAUGAAAAAUCACUAUCAUGUUUGGUUCAAAUAUCUUCUAUUUGUCCACAAUUAAAUUUAAUUAAAUAUAUAUUUGGAAAGGUUCUCAUUAAAUUGGGUAGAUAUAAAUAAGCAUUUUUAAUGUUAAAAGAUACUUUGAUAAAUUCCAAUGAAAAUUAAACAAUUUGGAUUACUUUGGUAAAUUAUAAGUUUAUAGUAGGCUUCGAUAUUUAGAAAGAAAAAUAAUUAUCAAAUUUGUCUAAGCCUUCUCAACAAAGCGGCAGGAUUAAGUGGAAAUAAAGCAAGAAAAAGUAAAUGGCGUGAGAUUCACAUAUAAAAUUAUCGGGUGUUGGCUCAAGAUAAUUCAAUAAAUAAUCUUACUGAUUUAGAUAAAGUUUAUGCAGUAAUUAAUCCUAUUUAAGUAAAUAAAAUUGAGAGUUUUUCUUAAUUGAGUAAUCAUCCUGUACUUGAAUAAUUGCUUUUGAGACAAAGAGCUUUCGAUAAAAAAGAUUUAAAAGUAUUGAAUUUUUUAAUAUAUUAGAAUUGGUAUCUUUAAGCCCAAAAAUAGAUAAUUAAUCAAGCCUAAAAAAUUGAAAAAUCAACAAUUGAUUUCAUUUCAUAAAAUUUAUUACUUGAAAAUAAAUAAGCACUCUCAUUAUUUUAAAAAGAAAUAAUUAGGCUUUCCAUUUAAGUGGGCCAAAAACAAUUACAAAAAUAUUUAUAACUAUAUUUCUAUAGCCCACCUCAUAGUUCCUAUUCUUUUUUUGAUAAUAAAAUAGAUAAAUAUUGCUUUGAAAUUAAAUUAAAAAAUAAGAAAUAAAAUAAUUUACAAAAAGUAAUAAUUAUAUUCAUAUAAUAAUAGAGAUAAUCUAUAAAUACAUCUUCAAUUACUUUAGGUGAUAUUGAUUCAGAUGAGGAAACAGAACCUGAAUUUUUAAAAUAAAAUUUAAAUAAAACAUAUGACUUUACUAAUACAUACUCAUAAUCCAACUUAUAAUCCCCAAAUUCAAAAUAGAAAAAAUCAAAUACUAAAAUUACACAAUAGCUCUUGCAAAAAUAAAUUAGCAAAACAUAUUAGGUUAUUUAAGAAAAUGCUUUCGAGAGUGUUGAAUCAGAAAGAGAUUGUGUUAAUUAAUGUAAAGAAUUUGGUAUUGAACUUUUGUAAAAAAGUAAAACUAUGGAAACAUUAAGUGAAUAAAGUUGUAGAAAAGAACUUAAAGUAUAAAUAUCUGGAUUGAUUGAUCAUCUUGAUUAAAAUACUCCUUAAGAUAAAUAAAAUGAAAUAGGAGAUCUAAUGAAAAGAAAAAAAGAUACUUUAAAUCCAAUACUUUAAGAAUUUGUUGAUAAAAUUUCUUUGACUUAAAAUAUUCUCGAUGAUUUAUUUUACAAUAACAAUCAAAAAACAAAAAGUUUUUAAUCCUCUUUAUAAUAAUCUUUUAAUUGUUCUGAAAAGUAAACACCAAAGCCAAAAAUACCAUAGAUAUUUAAAUCCUAAUUAAAAGAAUCUGUAAAGAAAAAAAAUUAUUUGUCUAAAAAAAUAGAUAUUAAAGAUAUUUAUAAUUUAUAUGGACUAUCAUUUUAAGAUAAUGAUGAGAAAUCAACAUAUUUUUAAUUUACUAAACAAGAAUCAAUAUUUCUCUAUAAAUGUAGUAAAAUUGCUGCAAAACUUAAAUAGUUUGAAUUAGCAUAAAAACUACUAGAAAAAAUAAAUACAAGAGUAAUUUCUGUUUAAAUUUCGUAUUCAUUAUUACAUAUAUAUAAGGAUGAUCAUCCUUAAUUAAUUUAAUUGUAAAUGAUUUAAAUAUAUAUAUAGAAUUUAAAAAACAAUGGUAGAUUUUAUAGAAUGCGGAAUCUCUAAAAUAGAAUCAAUGCCUUUAUGGGUUGAAAUACAUUUUAUUAGAUUAAUCAAAUUAAAAGGAUCUAAUUAUGUUUUAGGAUUACUAAGUCAAAUAGAAAAUUAAGAUGUUUUUAAAUUAAUGAAAAAAAUUGUUUUACAAACUGAAAACCUUCUUUGA
Paramecium pentaurelia is the source of this 2877-nucleotide messenger RNA. Lineage: Eukaryota; Ciliophora; Oligohymenophorea; Peniculida; Parameciidae. The record is from the annotation of a GenBank genome assembly.